Molecule: messenger RNA, 3293 nt
Organism: Lonchura striata (white-rumped munia)
Lineage: Eukaryota; Metazoa; Chordata; Aves; Passeriformes; Estrildidae
Source: RefSeq, a predicted model, not a curated record
CGGGGGCCGCGACUGGGGCCGGUGAUACCCCCGAGGCAGCCGCUCCCUCCCUCUGCUGAGGCAGCCGCGCCGUGCCGUUGCAGAUGAGCAGGGUGCGGGCGGACGAGGAGGAGUACUGGCACAGCUCCAAGUUCCGGGCCUUCACCUUCGACGACGAGGAUGACGAGCUCUCGCAGCUGAAGGAAUCCAAACGGGCAGUGAACAGCCUUCGCGACAUUGUUGAUGAUGAUGAUGAUGACCUCGAGAGGGUCAGCUGGAGUGGAGAACCUGUGGGAAGUAUCUCCUGGUCAAUCAAAGAGACAGCUUCUGGCAGCACUAGCUCCCUGGAUGGCCGAGACUCCAGCCUACAGAAAGGCUCUUCCUCCUAUGCUGCUCUUCCCAAACAAGCUUCUUCCUACUCCCUGAGCAGCCUGUUCAAAGGACGAAACAAACUCUCAAGUUUCCAGUCCCUUUCAGAUGCCCUCACUGACACAGGAAUUAAAAACUAUGCCCCAGAGCUGCGCAGACCAAAAGCUGAGUACAAGGAUUACAGCAGUGACUGGAGCCCCAAAGAUACAGUCAGGCGAAUGCAGAGGGGCAAGGUCUGCUCUCUAGAGAGAUUUCGCUCCCUGCAGGACAAGCUGGUGCUGUUGGAUGAAGCUGUGGCAGGGCAUGAUGGGAAUGUCAUUACAGCUGUCUUGAUAUUCCUGAAACGGACGCUGAGGAGAGAGAUCUUGUUUCGGGAGCUGGAGGUGCGGCAGGUGGCCUUGUGCCAUCUGAUCCAUUUCCUCAGAGAGACGGGUGAGCAGAAGUUCCUUCUGGAUCUGCUCAGGUUCUUAGACAGAACUGAGGAAGUUGCUCUGUCUCAGUACCGGGAGCAUCUGAACAUCCAGGAUGUAGAAAAAAGGAGGGAAUUUCUGAAAGGUUGCAUUGGGCUGCCAUUUUCAGCUGAGGAUACCUCCCACAUCCAAGACCAUUAUACCCUGCUGGAGCGACAGAUCAUCAUUGAGGCUAAUGAUCGACACUUGGAGAUGGCUGGGCAGUCAGAGCUAUUUCGGAAAUAUCCUCGCAAGGCUUCAAUUCUCAACAUGCCACUAGUGACCACCCUCUUCUAUUCCUGUUUCUACCACUACACAGAGGCUGAGGGAAUGUUCAGCAGCCCCACCAACCUGAAGAAGACAUUUAAGAUUCCUGAUAAGCAGUAUGUGCUGACUGCCCUGGCAGCCCGUGCCAAGCUGCGGGCAUGGGGUGAUGUGGAUGCCCUCCUCACCACCAAGAACUGGCUGGGUUACACCAAGAAGAAGGCACCUAUUGGCUUCCACCGGGUGGUGGAGAUCUUGCAGAGGAACAAUGCUCCUGUGCAGGUGCUGCAGGAGUACGUGCGCCUGGUGGAAGAUGUGGAGACCCGGCUCAACCUCGCUACCAAAUACAAGUGCCAUGAUGUUGUCAUAGAGACCUACCGGGAUCUAAAGGAUCGUAUCCAGCUGACAGCUUAUAAAUGCAAAGUGGAGCGGGGCUCUGCAGAAGAAGAGAAGAUAAACAGCAUUCUCAGCAACAUGCAAAUCCGGUGGAAGAACUGAACACGUGUGAAACAGCCUGCUUGACCGUCACCUUGUCACUGAAAGAGGGAACUGCAAAACCCAGUCCAGUGCCAACAGAGCAGCUCUGUUACUACUCAUUGCAUGAUCAACGUUUGUCCGUGGCAGUGGGUGCCCGUGGCUUGUGGGACCAUGGCGUUCAGGCUGGUUGAAGACAGCUGCUAAAAUGUAGCUGGCAAAACCAUGCAGGAUAACCUGGAAACAGGCAGACCAGGACCAUGGCUAUGUGGGUUUUCAGUAUCAUCACUGGAGAUGACUCAGCGUCUCUGGGAAACCUGUUCUGAAUUUGGCAACACUCACAGUAAAAGGCCUGAACAGCAUCAUGUGGUAGAAUCUGCCUCACCAGAAGGCACUGAAACUAAGCAAUGACUUCAGCUUUCCUGAAUGCUGCUUCAUCUGUGCAGAGCAAAAACUUUCCUGUGUGCAAGAGUUUUGUCAGCAAAGAUUUUGCUUCUUCAGUUACUUCAGAGGAGAAAGACAGUUGAAUGCUGAGGUACUUCUUGUCUCUGCUUUGCAACUUGCCUCAUCUCACAUAAAGCUUGGGCUGCCUUGUUGGGUUGGAGAGUGUUGUCCUUAGGACCACAUCUCUGCUCCAGGAAUUCCAUUAGAUGAUGUAUUAGCAACAGAGGACCUGGACUGAGUUAUUUUGUCCCUAGAUCCUACUUAAUCAGGGUUGUCUGAAGCAACUGAUCAAGACUAGGGCAUUGGAUGAAAAAAAAAAAAAAAAAUCCUAUGGGAAUAUAUAGAGAGGACAGUUCUUGGGGGUAAUGAUCUUAUGAUAGUUCAUAAACUGGACUAUUGAGGAUGUUAAGAUGGGAAGGCUGCUUGAGGAAAAGGAUUCUUGCCUUUGGAGGACUACUCUGGGGCCAUUAGUCUCAAUUUUACUUCACUUGACUGACUGAUGCCUGCAACAUUUUAUAUUCAGUUCUCUGAGUCUGAUGGUUUCUCAAAGACCCAAGAAGGAGUCUUGUAGUCAGACACUGAAUAAAACCGCUAUCAUUAUUAGCAAGCUGCUUUGGACAGUUGUUGCCAGCAAAUAUUUCCACUUGUUUUCCCUUCCCAGAACCUUCCCCUGGUUUGACCUGACAGCUGUGUCACUGAGAAAGUCUCUCUUUAGCCAGCUGCUAGAAAAGAAAGAGCUUGUCUGGUGCCAUCUGAUGCCUGGUGCUCUACUGUACCAGGCACCCUCUGGAGAUGUCCUACAAAACAAUGUGGGCUGGUCAGCACCAAGACAUCUCUCACUUCAGCUGUAGUGGAGCCUAGUGUGAUACCAGGUAACAAGUCUCCAUUGUCCACAGCUGCUUCCAACAGUUUCUCAGAAAUUCCAGAGGAAAAUGCUGAGUAUGAUCCCAAGUCUUCAUACACCACAAUGAAGCCCACGAGGAAUGCUUUGCUGAGAUCUCAUCCCAGCCCCUUCAUGGGACUAAGUGGUGCAAGAACCAGCACUUAGCUGUCACUACUCCAGCCAAUAACCCUAUGCACACAUUUUCUUCUAUGAGUUUCAGUCUCUACACUGCUUAGCAAAAUUACUGGUUGCCUGAGCUUUUGUAUUUUUUUUUCUGAAUUUGCUUAUUGCAUUGUCUUCUUGGCCUAUGAACUGCUUCAGUUUCACUGUGUUUCUAUUGCAGCUUCAAUACAAAACUGAAUUACAAAACCAAAUUAUUAUUUUGUAGUGGCUGCAGCUUUGGUAUAACAAACUAAACAGGAUCAAGCCCA